Styela clava is the source of this 4468-nucleotide messenger RNA. NCBI's taxonomy places the organism in Eukaryota, Metazoa, Chordata, Ascidiacea, Stolidobranchia, Styelidae. The record is from RefSeq and is a predicted model, not a curated record.
GCUUUUUUCUAAUUGAUCACAUGACAAAAACAAAACAAUCUACGAUUACCAACGAUCGGUCACUCUGCUCUUGCGUUGCUCACUGCCGGUGUCCUUUGUUUUCUGUUUUAUUUAUCGGCCAUCGUAAUGUUUCGCCGGAGGAACCCCAGUUCUGAGGAUAAUUUGUUCAGUAUUGACCAGAAAAAUGUAAAGACCAAAAUAAAUCAGAAUCUUGCACAUAUUGUCAAAGAACUACAAAAGGAAUAUCCUUUAUCUGGAUCUCCUGUGUUGUCUGAGUCUGCCCUUGCUCAACAUCUAUGCAGUGUGGUGGAGUCUGCAUUUAUUCAUGGAUUGAAGGUUUCUUAUUAUGAAAAAGAUAACUCACGUUCAACAUCGAAGAAUAGUUUUCCUCGACCACAAUUUUGGAAUUUAAUAUUGAAAAUAAGCCAUGCAGAAACGAUCAAAAGGGUUCAAGAUCUGACAUAUAUUACCUCACGAAUUGGGAAAUGUCGUGCGUGGCUACGUCUGACGUUAAAUGACAGUGCAGUGACAUCAUACCUCACUUCCAUUUUAUCUAAAGACCAGAGGCCGAUGCUCUCUCAUUAUUACGACUCUCAUGCUUUAUUUUUGGACCAAGAACAUGCAGAAAUAUUCCUUCGAUAUCUGCAAGGAGUCGAAAGCGUAGUUUUUGAACUAAGUUACAACUCUUCAGUAUUGAACCAGUGGACUAAAACACCUCUGGAACUAGCUGGCCUUGUGCCACCUUCUACCUCAGCGCCUCUGUAUCAGGGAUUGCAUGCAAGAUCUGAAAACAACAACCUCUCAAAGCCUUACAAUCAUAAUAGAAGAUUAGCGUACCACCGUGCUUCAACUCCUGCGGACUUCUUGAAACAUGACAUCAUCAGCGCCUCUCUACCGACCACUAGUGGUGACGAGUGGAUUAAAAAGAAUCGAGUAGCUGAAGAAGAAGUUGAUGGGAAAGAAAACAGAUCUCAAGUAACCAAGCAGGAACCAAUUAAGGAAGAGAAAGAAGAAGAGGUCAAAGGUGAAGCUGAAGAGCCCGAAUCAGAAACUUCAACUCCUCUCGUGACACCGACUGAAGACGGAAUUUUGCACAAACGACAAUUAAUAAAGAAAAAAAAGAGAAGAAGGCAUUCUAUUAACAAAGGUCUGGACGGCAGUUGGAGUAGUCUAUCGGGUGGUGAACUCGGAUCCUCUGGAUCAAACCCAAGUUCGAGACGAGGCACACCAAGAAAUAACAGUUUCUGUGACACUCCGCCAACAAUUGAGUUGCAGAAAAAAAGAAACGAUAUGACAGAGAAAAAAUUGGCCUCACUUAUAAAAGAAAAAUCAGCGAGCCCACCACAUCAAAGGCUUCUCAGAAGUGAAUCACCGGACAAUAUUUUUAGUAACAAUUUGUCAGAUAAGAAGCCUACGACGUCUACAAAAGAUAAAAAGAACAAAAAUUUAGUUCUUUCACCAAAACGCGAAAAGAAAAUAUCAAGUUCCAGUGAUAAAACAGAUAAUAUUGAACCUUUCAAGUCUUUCCCACCAGAGGGCAGUGUUGGAAAAAGUCAGAGCUCUUCAAACUCCUCCUCGGGGCUGGAAGACUCGACAGGAUCGAGUAGCAGCGGAAACGUGGGUAACAAACUCGAAUCUCAAAUGCCGUUAUCAGACGCUUAUAAAACGUCCUUUGUGACAUCAUCAAGCAGUCUUAGUGGAGCUGAAGGUCAAACCAAAGAGGUCGAAGGUCAAAAUCCAGAACAGGAAGUGAAUGAUGUCAUGACCAGAAGUACAGAUGCUAUUGAUAUCUACUCUAGCUCAGUUCUGGAAGAUACGUUCCCCCCCAGUAGCGUUGAUUUGAGUCUCGAACUGAGUACCCCUAAUAGGGUGGGUAAUAGCUUAUCCAGGAGUGGGGGUUGGUCGGCCCCAAAUACCCCCGAUUAUCAGCAAUCUACCCCCAAAAGCAUAAAAAAUGGAAUUUUUGGUUCAUUGUUGAAUCAGGGUCAUGUCUCAUCUUAUGAAGAAUCUCACGAGCCCAUCAAGUGGGCGCCGUCGCAGAAAUUGCCGAAACAGACAAAGAAAAGCGAACAAAACGGACAGGAAAAUGAAAAAUUGGAAAUAUUUAUAAGAAGGGAGGGAUAUUUAAAGAAAAUGGGUGAAAAAUUGAAACUAUGGAAACAGCGGUGGUUCGUACUCCGUGGAACGAUGCUUAAUUAUUAUAAAGAUAAAAACUCUAACGUUCUUUUGGGGUCGAUUGAUCUAACGGACGUGCUUGUGAUUUCGGAAGAAGUGGAUCACCAUGACGCUGAUAUCGUAAUUGUGAUGAACAAUGGCACCAAACACCACCUAGCAGCAGAAAGCAGGCAGAUUACGCUCGAUUGGGCGUCUGAUUUCAAUCAAGUAUUAACCGGGCCAGAAUCUCCACAAAAAGGUGGCAGUAAAGAGCAAAAUGGGGAGGACAUUUAUUCGAAAAAUUAUUUAGAAGAAUAUGAAAUUAUCUCAGUCCGAAAUAACCUACUAAAUGGCACAAAUACGAGCUGGUAUGCUUCAAUGAUCGCACACAUGGGGAAAAUCGCAAACGAGAAAGGCCUCGACUCGCAAAAUUAUCAGUGUGCCGAUUGUGCAUCUCCUAUUGGAAUUAUAUACGGCGCACCGAGAGUCUGCACAUUCACAGGGCAGUACUAUUGCUCACAAUGUCAUUCUAACGACGAGAUACAGAUACCGGCAAGGAUUGUACAUAAUUGGGACUUUAGAAAACACAAGGUCGCCAAAAGGUCAAAAUCCUUUAUUGAACAAGUAUUCAACGACCCGCUACUCAACCUGAGUGAAUGCAACCCUGGUAUUUACAAAUAUAUCGACGAAAUGGGCAAAGUAUUUCAUUUAAGGCAACGUCUUGUGCAUUUGAAACCUUAUCUGCAAACUUGCAGAAGUUUUGAUAUGGAGGAAAUUAAUAACAGGUUAGGAUCUCGACUCUACUUUCUCGACGACAGCCAUCUUUAUUCUAUCCAAGAUUUAUGCAACGUUCACGACAAAUCGCUCGGUAACAUGCUAAACAAGUUGGUCACCUCCGGCACGAAGCACGUCUAUGGAUGUACGCUUUGUUCCGCUAAAGGAUUCGUCUGCGAGAUCUGCCAGAGUAACUCGAUUAUUUUUCCGUUCGAAACGGACUCGACAGUCCAGUGUUUCGAAUGCAAAAGUGUUUUUCAUCGCGAAUGCAAAAAUGAUUCUUGCCCGAAGUGCGAACGUCGACAAAAAUAUUUCAUGGCGAAAGCGAAUGAAUAUGUUCAUGACUCAUCAGAUUCUGAUGAGAUUUAAUGACUCAACAUAUUUCAUAAGUUCAAAUAAAAUAUGGGCAUGAAUCAAUAAAAUUUGAGGACAAAAAUAUUGACUUUGAAGCAUUUUUUGUAAGAUUGAAGAAAUAAACCGACGUGACUCGCCAAAAUUUGAGCUCUAAAAUCGUGACUGAGCAUUUUUCACAAAUCAGUUAUAUUAUUUUUAUUGAACUUGAAAAGUAAGUGAGCGUGACUGCGAUAAUAAUGGAUCCUAUAUCGAGGGCUUCAACCCAAAAGCGCAAAACCUCGAAAACAAAUCUGUCCUGGAAAAGAAGAAAAACGUAUAUUUUGGACUCGUAACAUUUUAACUUUUUAAUUAAUUGAAUAGUUUGGUGAAUAUGACCUCAAUUUUCGAUUAGAAUGGCAGUUUUUUCUUCGUAAUUAUUUCGAAAUUCCAAUUUCGCCCCUCACCUUGGAAACCUUGAUUUAAUAAUUAAUCACUUUUUCAAUAAAUUCUUUUCUUGAGAUCUUUUUCUAAAUAUAUAUGUGUGUGUGUUCAAUAUAUAUUUUCAUGCUGCAAUCAGUUUGCUGUGUAGUUGGUGAAAAUCCACACCCGACUUCAAACUCAGACCCAAUCAGGAAUAAGUUCUGAGCCAUUUAAGCUCUACCAAUAACAAGUUGGCAAAAAUUUUUUGUCUCUCGACUCUGAAUUCAAGGGCAACUUUGACACUUUUUGAAUCACCAUGAUAAAUAUUUCGGUAUUCGAUUCUCCAAGUAUGCGUACUAAGAUGGCGGACACCGCAACGUAGUAUGUGUAACAGGUUAGCCAUAAUUUUAGGUACAAAUACUACGGAGUCACUUGGAUAGUCCCCGAACUUGUAAUAGAACUGAAAUAAGAAAAAUUGGAAUAAAAUUAUAGCCUGACCCCGUACUCGUGCUAUGUUCAGGUGUCCGCCAUCUUGGUACGUAUACUUCAGGAGCACCCAAUUUUGAUAGAUGUUGUCUUCAAAAUGAUAUGUAUUUGGUUAGAAUACUUACUGUUCAUUAAAUCCUCCAUUCUCUCUUAUUUUGUAAAAUAUAAAUGACAGGUUCGUACUUUAAUGUUUCCAUUGUUUGUUCGUUGUUUGGUUUAUGAUGCAAUAAUCGAUCAUGAUAUUUUUGUGCCUUAAAGUAUUUUUGUGAUUGUAGAAAAUAACAUCUUUUUUUAAUUCUAA